AUGGAAACUCUUAGGGGGGAAAUUAAACCCAACGUAAUUCCUAAAAACGUUUACCAAGAAGAAUUCGUGAAGAGGUACAAUGUUUUUUUAGAAAAGAGCCAUCAAAAUAAGAGGGAAUUGGAAAAUCUCCGCUGUCUUCUGCCAUCAGUAAUUCAAACACUUCAUAUUCCAACCSAUGUGUGCAGCGUGUUAAGCGUUGGAUCUGGGAAUGGAGAUGUUGACUUGGAAGUACUAAAAAUCAUAAGGGAAGCUUCUCAAAAAAAGGUGUACUGCCGAGCCAUUGAGCCGUGUGAGUAUUUUUUGAACAUGUACAAGAAAACUCUUGAACACCUGGAACACAUUGAUGGCACCRAAGUUGAUGUCAAYGAACCCAAAACAUUUCGAGAGUACAUGGCAGAGCCUAAGACUGAACGAGGCCUGUUUGACGUGGUGCAUUUUAUCCACUCUAUUUACUACAUGGAUUUUGAAGAGGCUUUGACUCACUGCUACGAGAAAGAACUGGGAGAAAGGGGGAUAAUCAUGUGUGUGGCAGCUUUUGACRACGACAUCGUGCAUGAGACUAAACGAAACGUCUCCAAGCUUACUUCAAAUGGAAACAUACUACAAGUCAUCGAGAACAAGGGUUGGAAGUACCAGGAGUACAAAGACGAGUACUUGUUGGAUGUAACAGAAAUCAUAAAUGAUCAGCAAUCAGAGACUGGAAACUUUCUGCUGGAUUUCUUCACUCAUACGAUUAAUUUUCGUAACACCGUCAAUCAGCCGAAGGUGAAAGAAAUCCUGGAUCUUAUUGMCGACUUGUCGAUWGAUAAAGACRGAAAACGAUUUUGCAAGAAGGUCGACAAUUACACCUUCAUAUUUAAGUAAAAGAUUGGUAUGAAAAAACACGAUAUUCUA
Molecule: messenger RNA, 894 nt
Organism: Exaiptasia diaphana
Lineage: Eukaryota; Metazoa; Cnidaria; Anthozoa; Actiniaria; Aiptasiidae
Product: histamine N-methyltransferase
Exons: 2
Coding region: 1-864 (287 amino acids)
Source: RefSeq, a predicted model, not a curated record